This is a messenger RNA of Chrysemys picta bellii (western painted turtle), 3381 nucleotides long. The record is from RefSeq and is a predicted model, not a curated record. Lineage: Eukaryota; Metazoa; Chordata; Testudines; Emydidae.
GGGCAGGGCCGGGCCGCCAUUUUGGGCAGAGCUUUGUUAUGGUUGUGGGGCCGCGGGAGGCAGCGAAGGGGCCUGGCCGGGAUUUCUACCUGUCUGCCUGGCUCUACUGUCAGGAAACUAAGAGGGAAUAGCCUCCUGGCUGGACCUGAGCAGUUGAGAAGUAUCUUGAGGGCAUCAAGAGGGAGGAGUGAUUACAGUUCCUGUGUUCCACCAUUUUUUGAUGGAAGAGGAGGACCAUAACCCAGAAGUGAACUCUGCAGUAAAACAAGAAACUCUUGUUGAAUAAUUGGUCUCCUUUAAAAAGCAGCGCCAGUCUGGAAGAAGGUUAAAGAGAAGAGAGUACUUUUGGACUUGGCUCUUUUCAGAUUCAUUUAUUCAGCACAUCAAUGGUGACCAGCAAAGACACAGAAGCAGUUGUGACUGCCAUUCAGCAUCGCAUCAAGUAGCGUUUAGUUCUUGGAGGGGAACUUAAGUUACAUGAAGUGAAAAGUAUAUCAAGACAUUGUUCAUUUUUAAGAAGAUUAGCACCGUGGAUUUUUUAACAACUGUACAUGUGAUGAAACUGAAGUUUGUAUUUUAAGAGCAUAUGCUUAGGCAGAUGUCUCCCAUUUAAUAUCAGAAUUUGGGAGAAGCGUUUUUAUAUAAUUUAACCCCCCCUCCCAUCCAAGCUUUGAAACUGAUGUGCUACAGACAAUGAAUAAUCCUGCAGAUUUGGGUGUAUCUGUUCAUUGUUAACCAUGGUGUUGCUCUGAAUGUUGUCCUGCAGACCCAGCAACCGCUUUUGUAAUGUAAAAUCUGAGUUCCAUAGCACCACAACAAGAGGAAAUUUAAUGAGGUGAACGUGGUUGUGGCUUUUUUAAAUGUAAAUUACCUUUUUAGGGUUUUUUUUUUUUUUUUUGGUUAGUGUGAGUGCAGAGAGAAAUUAAGAUGAGCAGCUGAGGGGGUGAAGGGUGCCGUCAGCACGAAGUGCAGCUUCUUGUGCUCUGCUUUGAGACGCACCGUUGUCUCAAACCUGACAUAACUGCAUUCUGGAGAAGGAAGGAACCUGAAGGUCAGAGUGAAGCACAGAAAUCAAGAAGAGAAUUGGACUGCAGAGGCCAAACUCUGGUAGUUGAUCACACAUCUUUUUUUUCUAUAUAUCCUGGCCAUGAGGUUUGAUGCCUCGCUUUAUUGAAGGGAGACACUGGACCUAAAUGGCGCAGCAUGACUUUGUUCCUGCCUGGCUUAACUUCUCAACGCCACAGUCAGCCAAGUCCCCUGCAGCCACCUUUGAGAAACAUGGAGAGCAUCUUUCGCGGGGUGAGGGCCGCUUUGGUGUGAGCCGUAGACGACACAACUCUUCUGAUGGAUUUUUCAAUAACGGCCCCCUCAGAACUACGGGAGACUGCUGGCAUCAGCCCUCCCUGCUCCGCCAUGAUUCUGUAGAUUCCGGUGUUUCUAAAGGAGCUCAUGUUGGGCUUUCUGGCAAUCAGCCUGGCUGGCAUGGUCCCUCGCGGGGCCAUGAUGGUAUGAACCAACGAAGUGGUGGAGGAACUGGAGUCCAUCGCCACUGGAAUGGCAACUUUCACUCUCGGAAGAACUCUGCCUUUCAAGAAAAGGUGCCUGUUGAGGCCAGAGAAGAGAAGAGAGAAGAAAAAGAGAAGCUGCAGUUUGAGGAAGACGACUUUCCAUCUUUGAAUCCAGAAGCUGGAAAACAGAAUAACCAGAGCAAACCUUUAGGGACACCUUCUGGAGUGUGGGAAAACCCCCCUAGUGCCAAGCAACCUACCAAGAUGCUGGUCAUCAAAAAGGUUUCAAAAGAGGAUCCUGCUGCUGCCUUCUCAGCUGCGUUUACGUCACCAGUUCCUCACCUUGCAAACGGCAACAAGACCACCACAAUUGUCCCAAGUGUCUACAAAAAUCUGGUUCCUAAACCAGCAGCUCCUCCAUCUAAGCCAAGUCCAUGGAAAGCUAACAGAAGUGAACAUAAACCAGGCUCGCUUUCCUCCAGCCGUGACUCUGCCUUUACCAGUCCGGUGUCUGUAACCAAACCAGCGGUACUGGCGAGUGGCUCAGUUCUCACCUCUCCCAAAGAGAGUCCUUCCAGCACCACCCCUCCCAUCGAGAUCAGUUCUUCGCGUCUGACUAAGCUGAUGCGUCGCACCGCCGAUAAGAAAAGUGAAUUCCUGAAGGCAUUGAAAGAUGACAGGAAUGGAGAGAUCACAGAGAACAGAGAAUGUGACAAGUUGGAGGAUAUGGAGGGCAGCAGCACACCAGAACCAAAGGAAAACUGGGAAGAGAAUUGCCAUCAGAAUGGCCUUUCUCUCCCUUUGAUGGAGGAGGGGGAGAACCUGUCUCAUUCACUGGAAGCAGAACACAGGUUACUGAAAGCAAUGGGAUGGCAGGAGUAUCCUGAAAAUGAUGAGAACUACCUUCCCCUCACUGAGGAUGAGCUCAGAGAGUUCCAACUUAAAUCAGAGCAGCUAAGAAGAAAUGGAUUUGGGAAGAAUGGAUUUCUUCAGGGCCGUAGCUCCAGCCUGUUCUCCCACUGGAGAAGCACUUUUAAGACAGAGUUGGAGGACUCAGACACAGAAACUAGUAGCAGCGAAACGUCAGAUGACGAUGCCUGAAAGUGGGCACAAAACAUUUAAAACAAACAAAACCAACCCAAUAAACUCAGUUCAUAGUUCAACAUGUGUUUGGGGUUGUAUAAACUAAACAGAGUUUAUUCUGUCUCCAGUCUGUUUUUCUUUUGUUGUUGAAUACUUCAUGCACAAGGGAAAUAAUUGUAUCCCAAAGAAGAGAGAAAUUGGCUUGUUUAGCUUUUUCUUUUGGUUUUGCCCUUCUGCUUAAUAGAAGUUUGUGCAGCUAGCAAAUUUAUGAUGAGAAUCCCUCAUCAGGCAAUGCACAAGUUCAGUCUUGUAAGCAGGAUACAGGUGACUGACUGAUCUUUGCAACAACAAGCGUCUAAUAAUGCCGCCGCAUUACAUAAUGUUGCGCGGUAACAAUGUGCUAAAACAAUCAUUGUCAAUGACAAAAUGGCUAUUGACGUUCUAAUUGUGUUAAAUUAAUGCUAAUAACAUGACUUUUUUUUUAUUUAUUUUUUUUGUCGGCUCGGGGAGCUUCAUCACUUAACCAGGCGUUUGUGGUUUUCUUUUAUGGGUACAGCUGUAAAAUAUUUGGACAUAGGACUUGUUUGUGUUCUUCUUCUUGCAGCCUUGAUAUUCAGGGUGGAUUGUAAAAUAUAAAUUUUUUUGUGAGAUUUCAAAGAUUAAGAUUAUUUUGAUAACAUUAUUUACAGAUUUAAAAAGGUGACUAUCACAUUGAGUCUGUAUGAGGGGAAAAAACUACUGCAUCAAAAAAUAACUAACUUGGAAUAAAUAUUUUGCAUCAGUUUGCCAA